AAACACUAAGAGAACCUGCGGUAUGCACGCCUAAAAGCAGGAAGAUGCAGUAAAUGUUCACUUGAGACUGCCCUAAUGUUUGGAGAUUGAAAGACUGAUGCUGAGGAGGGGCUGAGGAAUGUAAUCAAUAAUGAAACUACGAGUCCUCCGAUCUAUAAAAGACCCUCAAAUGUGAAUGUCCUGCACACAACGCUGAUCACAUACAGGUCGUCGUGACAAGAUGAAGGCCAUGCAGGUGAUUUCCUUGACUCUGCUGUCUGUCCUGGCAGCCAGCGCUCAGGUGUUGAAGUUCGGCAAAUGCCCCAAACCAGCCGUUCAGGCCAACUUUGAUGCUACCAGGUACAUUGGUAAGUGGUAUGAGAUCAUGAAGCUGCCAACAAGUUUCCAGAAAGGCGAGUGCGGCACUGCCACCUACAGCCAGAAGAGUCCCGGAGUCCUCGGGGUCCUCAACAGCGAGCUGCUUGACGAUGGAAGCAUUAAUUCUAUCGUCGGCUCUGCUAAGGUCAAGAACCCCUCUGAGCCUGCCAAGCUGCAGGUCUCCUUCAAUGGAUCUCCCCCUGGUCCCUACUGGGUGCUGUCUAGCGACUACGAGGGUCACUCUCUGGUCUACGGCUGCGUCGACUACGGCCUGUUCCGCAUCGAGCUGUCCUGGAUCCUGAGCAGAGAGCCCACCCUGUCUGAGGAGACCGUUGAGGAGCUGCACAGCAUCCUGUCCUCCAUCGGAGUCAAUGUGGACAAGAUGGUCCCCACCAUCCAGGAUGAGACUUACUGCAGCGCCAUGCAGUAAACAGAGACACUCCUGUUUCAGCCUCUACAGGACUGUGAGACAAGGAUCUGUGACAUGUUAACACACUACUGUAUGAAGUGUGUGGUGUGCCUCGCCCUGUCGACACGUUGUGCAAAAUCAUUACAAUAAACCUGUAGAAAGAAA
Sebastes umbrosus (honeycomb rockfish) is the source of this 931-nucleotide messenger RNA. RefSeq names its product apolipoprotein D-like. The coding region runs from base 221 to 787 and encodes 188 amino acids. Gene Ontology annotation, biological process: lipid transport; tissue regeneration; brain development. The record is from RefSeq and is a predicted model, not a curated record. The transcript is spliced from 6 exons. Gene Ontology annotation, molecular function: lipid binding. Lineage: Eukaryota; Metazoa; Chordata; Actinopteri; Perciformes; Sebastidae.